AGCGGAAGUGGCCCUCGGAUAGCAGUGUGUGAUCGUCAAGAGAAAGCCACUUUUUUAACUGUUACAGUUCAUGCAAGAUAACGGGACAGCCAGCUAGAGAUGAUCAGAGAGGUGGACCAUGAUGCACCAUCCUACAGAUACUGGCUGUAGCUCCAUGGGAUUAGCAGUUGCAGCUACUUUUCCCUGACAGCAGGCAUUUCAGAUUUUGUAAACUGGGGACAUCAAAAUGGCAUCGAGUGAGUGUGAUAUUCCAAUCAAAACAGAAAUAGUGGAUAGCCCAGAUCCAGUUGGUCAACAUUCAUUGAAGCCCGAGCUACCUGAAAAGAGUGGAAAAUCUGCAGAUUCAUCUGAGAUUGGCUGCAACACAGAAUAUUCGGACGAAGUUGAUGAUGACGAGGAAACUGAAGACACUGCUGAAGAUGUAAGUGUUGAUCAGGGUGGACCUUCCACAGAACCACCAGAAAAUGAAUCGUCAAGCAAAUCCGACGACCACAGGCCAUAUAUUUGUUCUGUGUGUAGUAAAGCAUUCAAAAAGGCAUACAACUUAAAAGCACAUAUGGAUAUCCACACAGACGGGCAACUGCAUGCUUGUAAUUUAUGCCACAAAACGUUCAAAUCUCGCCAUUAUCUCCGAAAACAUCUUUCCACUCAUAAUCCCGUGAAGAAACAUACAUGUGAAGUUUGUGGCAAGUCUUUUACCCAGAUGUCGCAUCUAAAGAAGCACGAAAUGAUUCACACAGGAGAAAAACCUUAUUCUUGUACUAUCUGCGGCAUGACAUUCAACAAGACAUCUAAUUUGAAUACCCACGUGCGGAGACACACUGGUGAGAGAAACCACACAUGCCCACACUGCAACAAAAACUUCGGAACCUCAAGCGAACUCCGACGUCACGUCAAUAUCCAUACGAAAGAGAAAACCUACGAAUGCGACAUAUGUGACCGGUCCUUCCUACUGUUGGGUAAUCUUCAAAAACACGUGAAAAGAUGCCAUCUUGGAGAGAAGAGAUUCUUGUGUAGUCACUGUGACAAAACGUUUAUGUCGGCUGGGGAGCUUCAGAGACAUAUUGCUGUACACACAGGCGAAAGAAACUUUCCGUGCGAUAUGUGUGAUAAGAGGUACUUUAGUUUAAGAGACCUGAAAAUGCAUGUUAAGAUUCAUAUGGUGAGGGAAAGGACCGUCCCAUGUCAGGUGUGCGAGAAACUAUUUUAUGAUAAAUAUUCACUUAAGGCUCAUAUGCGAAUACACAGCACUAGGCAGUAUCAGUGUAAUGAAUGCCCCAAGAGGUUCUUCAGACCACUUGAUCUGAAACGACAUGAGAAGACUCAUGAACCCAAACCCUUGAAGUGUCGAAUCUGUGCGAGAGUUUACACAAGACAGAAGCGGCUUGAUCAGCACAUGCUUCUACACGAGGCAGAGAGGCCGUUUGUUUGUGGCCACUGCGACAAAGCAUUCACCAUGUCCACCCAGCUUAUGUCCCACAUUGCGUGUAUGCAUUCCGACAAACAGAAUACCCGCUGUGAUGUUUGCCAGAGGAGCUUCAAGACUGUCGACGAUCUGAGCAUGCACUUUAAGGAUCACAUUAUGAAUCGGGUUCAUGUUUGUCUGGAGUGUAGGAAGACGUUUGAGACCGUAGAGCAGCUUCAGGACCACCAGAAGAGCCACCCCGAAUGUGACCGAGGAGAGACCACAUCCUCCAGCACCAACAAGGUGCUGACAGAGAAGUCAGUGGUAGAAGGGGAUCAGGAUGAAAGCAUUCCAGAAUCUGAAUCAGUUGAGGAAGAAGCAUGUCAGCAAGAAGUGUAAUGAUGUGCAGGUUCUGUUACCAUGGUUACAUAUCAAAAAGCAAUUUGUGACUAAAUAUUAUUCCAAUAACUAUAGGAAAGCUACUAGGUUCACAAGCCCUAGACAGAUCGCUGUUAUGACACACAUGCAGAUUCCUUGAAAGAAACGCUACCAAUUUAUGUGCCAUGGAUGAGAAAGAACAAAGUAAUAAGGAUCAGGUGGUAACCAUGGUAACCUGACUUACCUGAUCGUUUGGAUCAUUACAUGUGUUUGGUUAAAAAUUGAUUAGUUACCAUGGUUACCUAAUUUCCUGUUAAUUAUUUGAAACUCACUUUGCGGACAGGG
This is a messenger RNA of Haliotis rubra (blacklip abalone), 2128 nucleotides long. Its product is annotated as gastrula zinc finger protein XlCGF57.1-like. Gene Ontology annotation, cellular component: nucleus. NCBI's taxonomy places the organism in Eukaryota, Metazoa, Mollusca, Gastropoda, Lepetellida, Haliotidae. Gene Ontology annotation, biological process: regulation of transcription by RNA polymerase II. The transcript has 2 exons. Gene Ontology annotation, molecular function: DNA-binding transcription factor activity, RNA polymerase II-specific; RNA polymerase II transcription regulatory region sequence-specific DNA binding. The record is from RefSeq and is a predicted model, not a curated record. The coding region runs from base 227 to 1804 and encodes 525 amino acids.